GCUUUGCUUUGUGGUUGGCGCUUCAUUUUGCUUCCUCUUUGUCUGCCUUUGGUAGUUCGUCAGAGCGGCAGGCCGGAGAGAGAAGAAGAGCAGCACGCGGCACCCUGAGAAAGCGAACAAGAGAGCAAGUGGAUCAUGAUGUCAAGCAAUCAGCUGAUGGAGAUUCUGCUGCUGACCACCAUGGUGGCGGACCAUGUCGUCGCACAGACAGCAGUUUGCGUCCCUCAGCCGACUUGUGAGGAGUGCAUGAUGAAGCCGGGAUGUGCUUGGUGUUCUGAGCGGAACUUCACCAAGCCCGGUGAGUCGGAUACCAGCCGCUGUGACUCAGAGCAGAGCCUCCUGCGCCGCGGCUGCAACUCCACGCAGAUCCACAACCCCAAGAACAAAUUGCAUGUGAGGAAGAACCGGACUCUCAGCCACGGCAAUGGAUACACCGUGCAGCUGAUGCCUCAGCACCUCCGCCUCAAGCUGCGGCCAGGUAACCCCAUGUCCUUCAAGGCCCAAUUCAAACGUGCUGAAGGCUACCCCAUCGACCUCUACUACCUGAUGGACCUUUCAUACUCCAUGAAGGACGACCUGGAGAAAAUCAAGAACCUUGGGCAGGAGAUCCUCAGUGCCUUAGAGAUGGUCACUAAAUCUGUUCGGAUCGGUUUUGGUUCCUUUGUCGAUAAGACGGUGCUGCCUUACGUCAGUACGGUGAAAGCCAAACUCAAGAACCCCUGCCCCACACGACAAACCACCUGCCAGGCACCGUUCAGUUUCCGAAACGUUCAACCACUGACCAGCAGAGUGGAGGAUUUCAAAAAGCAAGUCAGCGAGCAGAUGAUUUCGGGAAACCUGGACCCCCCGGAGGCUGGCUUUGAUGCUAUGAUGCAGGCGGCCGUUUGCACGGAGCAGAUUGGCUGGGGUAACGUGACACGACUGCUUGUGUACACCUCAGACGAUACUUUCCACAUGGCGGGUGACGGGCAACUUGGAGGAGUUUAUGUCCCCAAUGAUGGAGCCUGUCACUUGAGCCGUGAGGGCUUGUAUGAGAACAGCACUAUCUACGAUUACCCUUCCGUCGGACAUAUUGCUCGGGUCCUCUCCCAGAAUAACAUCCAGCCCAUUUUUGCUGUGACUGAGAAGAGCGUUCCAACAUAUCAGGAACUCAGCAAACUGAUCCCGCAGUCAGUGGUUGGCGUUCUCCAAGAGGACUCCAGCAACAUCGUCCAACUGAUUUUUGAUGCCUACAAUAACUUGUCCUCCACUGUCUAUCUGGAGCACCAACAACUUCCUCCUGAGCUGCAGGUCACCUAUGACUCCUACUGUGGUGACAACAACAUUCUGCGGAAUCAGAAGAGGGGCGAGUGCACUGGAGUCAAGCUGAGCCAGGAGAUAAACUUCACUGUGACGGUGACAGUGACAGCCUGCUUUAAGGAAAGUCAACAUAUUAUCAUCAAGCCCCAAGGGAUCAACGAGGAGCUCCAUAUUGAAGUCAGCAGCCUGUGUGGGUGUAACUGCAAGGAUUUAGAGGUCAAUUCUCCUUAUUGCAGUGACGGCAAUGGAACCUUCCAGUGUGGGAUCUGCAGCUGCAAUAAAAACCGUCUGGGGCGGCUCUGCGAGUGUCUGCAGGAUACGGGUGAAGAGGAUACGAAGGAUCUGGAUGCCAGCUGCCGCAACGGGAGCAGCUUAGUGUGCAAUGGACAUGGCCGCUGUGAAUGCGGUCAGUGCGUGUGCAGCGGGAAACACCGAGGCCAGUACUGCGAGUGCGACGACAUGAGCUGCCCACGCUCCGAUGGCAAGCUCUGCGGGGGUAAUGGCCUGUGUGGUUGUGGGACCUGCAUAUGCAAUGAGAAUUUCACAGGUCCUGCCUGUGAGUGCUCUCUCUCCACAAAUGACUGCCAGAAAGCUGGCAAGACAUGCAGCAAUAAUGGACGAUGUCGCUGCAAUCGCUGCGAGUGCAACAGUGGCUACUUGGGGAAGUUCUGUCAAACGUGUACUUCCUGCAAUUGUGAAAAGUAUCAGGAAUGUGUGGAGUGCCAUAUUAUCAACAAAGGAAGUCCAAACCCAGAAUGCCAUGAGAAGUGUGAGAAGACUGGCGUGACAAAAGUGGUAGAAGAUUUCAGUGACAAUUUAAAGGGGCAGCCCUGCCGCCUGAAGAAUUUUAACUAUGACUUUUCCUUCAGCAUAAACAAUGAGGGAGAUGUCCAUAUUCAGUAUGCUGAGCGACAGGGUAUGGUUGAUCGAACAAUUGCCAUUGUGGGUGGUUCAUUAUCUGGAGUCGUGCUGAUUGGACUUGUCAUUAUCAUCAUUUAUCGCAUAUGCAUUGAAAUGUAUGACCGGCGAGAAUAUCGUCAGUUUGAGAAGGAGCGACAAAAAGCCAUCUGGAAUGAGGCCAACAAUCCACUGUUCAAAAGUGCAACGACUACAGUGAUCAAUCCUCGCUUUAUAAAUGACUAAUUGAAAAGGGGAACCACCUACCAGCUCCACCAAUGAUACCUCCUUGCACUUUUUAGAAACAUUUUGGAUGCCGACAAGGUUGUUUGCUCCUUCAUAGAUCCUGAAAUGUGUUGAAAGGAACAUCAGGUUGAGAUCAAAAGAACACAGGGGCUACCAAAAAAACAGACUUGUGUGAAAUGUCAUCUUAACCUGAUUCCAUUGAUCCCCUGUGUCCACCAUUGCCAAAGUGCUGAUUUUUUUUUUUUUACAUUAUCGUUUAUUAAGUACUUGAAUUGUCUUUAAUAAGAGCUCAUGUUAUGCAAAUAGGCUAUUCAUUUCUUUAUAUAUUCGAAAAAUGUGUUUCAAACAACAUCAAGUGGAACUUUACUGCCAGGAACUGAGACCCUCAGGAUUUAUAGGGUGGAGGGCAGUUCCUGGCAGUGAUUGGCAGGUGGCCCCACUUCUUGGGGGACCACACCACACAACACAUGGAACACAACUCAGACAACUUACAUACAAGAUCAAAUAUAAAGAAUAAUGCACAUACUCAACAAAAGCAACAUUAACAUAAAUAAAUGUCCCAAAAAUUAACCAAAAAAGACAAGAACACCAGCCACAGGAAGAACCAUGUCAGUCAGGGUUUGACGGUGACAUCCUCCUCUAGUGGAAGUGCUUUUGAAACUUCUUGGUACUUAUGUGUUUUGAGUCUCCUUGUCCACAACAUCAAUUCAAACGUAUUGGUAGCCCUCAAGAAAAUAAUAGAUAGAAUGAUUCUAAUUUUUCUUAAAUGUUUGGAGAAAUUGCCAGGGUUUGACAGUGAUAUCCCCCUCUAGAGGGCAUAACACAGGCAGCUUACAUACAUCAACAAAAUCAAAAAAAAAAAAAAGAAUAAUGCACAUAAUCCAAAAAAGUAAUUUUAACAUAAUCAAAAAAUCAAAAAUGAACAAAAUGAACACCCUAGCCGAGACCUGGCAGUUGACUGUAGUUAAUUUUUGCAUAGCACCUUUCACAAAGUGCAGGCACAAACAAACAAAUUCACAGGUAAAGAUAAUGACAAACUUUACAAAUAACAAAUUACAUUAUGAGUGCACAUAAAGAUAAGAGAUCUGUUUAAAGACACAGUAAAACAAAUGUGUUCCGACUGUCCAUUACAUCAGUGUUGAACGAUGGCCGUCUCACAACAGAGGAGAGGACAUCAAAACUCAGUCAGCAGAAGAAAUAAACCUCUGGGGAUCUAAAAGACAAAGUCAGAGAUGGUGACAGUCCUGGAGACCCCAGCCUUCCAGUCAUUCUGUGCUGCCAUGACUAAUGUAACGACAGAAUGUCUCCUUCCUUUGAUCCCAAGGCUCUCCAUUAUCUCAGAUGUCUUUCUGGAGACUCUAAAACUACAUUUCCCAGAGUGCACUACGACUGUUUGCCAGCUCAGAGCAUUGCUGAUAUGAUAGCACUAUGAUUCUCUCACUUACAUUUUUUUAAAAUUAUUUAUUACAUUUUUGAAAUGUAAAGUUUGAAAAUAUAAAGUGGAAAAUAGUCCUGAUAGCUAUUAAAUUGGCCCUAAACAUAAAGAAUUCUCAUUGUUAUAUUUUUACAUUUCUUCCAGUUACAUUUGUGCUCUCUAAAUUGAAACAGGAGGACAACGAUUUGUGUGUGUGUUUUGUUUUGUCUCUAUUUGCUUGCAGAGUUUUCUUUUGUAGGCUUUUACAAUUGUAUUUCAAGUUAAAGAAUUUUGAUAUUUUGUUGUACUGUGUAAGAGGAAAGCCGACACAAAAAUAUUUAUAAUACAUUAUUAGUCAUUAGUCUGCGUAGAUUUAAUUUUUUUCUAUUGAAAACGGUCCAAUAACACUCCCUCGUUUAGUAUUUUUGACUUGGAGUUGAAAUAUUAUUUAAACCAUUGAUACAGUAAUGCUUGAACUUGUUUUCUUUUACCAGAAAAUGUAAAUUUAACCAAAAUGUGUCUCUUCUUAGCUGAAAUAAAGUCUAAUUAUUCACUGGUGUGAGUGUUUUGAAAGAAA
Molecule: messenger RNA, 4433 nt
Organism: Erpetoichthys calabaricus (reedfish)
Lineage: Eukaryota; Metazoa; Chordata; Cladistia; Polypteriformes; Polypteridae
Gene: itgb7
Product: integrin, beta 7
Exons: 16
Coding region: 136-2442 (768 amino acids)
Biological process (GO): cell migration; cell adhesion mediated by integrin; integrin-mediated signaling pathway
Cellular component (GO): cell surface; integrin complex; focal adhesion
Molecular function (GO): integrin binding
Source: RefSeq, a predicted model, not a curated record